AAUAUGCACAAAAACAUAAACACUUGUUAAUCUUUCAAAAUGGAGAGGCUAAUUCGUGUAAAUAAUUAAUCAUUAACAAAAGAAUUUUUUUUUUAUUUUAAAAAAAUGUUUGCUCGGCGGUGAACCGGACGUUGAGUACAAGUCAUAGGUGAUUCUGUGGGACUUGAUUGAGAUACUGAAGAAGCCAUGGGAGAAGAUAUGAAAGGGAAAGACACAAACGAAGAGCAAGAGCAGGUCGUGAAUCCAUGGGAGGUGUCGGCCAAAGACGGAGGGAAGAUCGACUACGACAAACUAAUCGACAAAUUCGGAUGCCAGAGGCUCGACCACUCGCUAAUUGACCGCGUCCGCCGCCUUACCGGCCGCGCUCCCCACGUCUUCCUGCGCCGUGGCGUCUUCUUCGCCCACAGGGACUUCAAUGACAUAUUGGAUGCUUACGAGCGAGGCGAGAAAUUUUUUCUCUACACUGGCAGAGGCCCCUCCUCUGAAUCUCUGCAUUUGGGUCAUCUAAUUCCGUUUAUGUUUACGAGAUACCUUCAAGAGGCGUUUAGGGUUCCGCUUGUUAUACAGCUUACUGAUGAUGAAAAGUGUAUGUGGAAAAAUCUGUCUGUGGAGGAGAGCAAAAGACUGGCCCGUGAAAAUGCUAGAGAUAUUAUUGCUUGUGGAUUUGACAUCACUAGAACUUUCAUUUUCCAAGAUUUUGAGUAUGUUGGUGGUUCCUUCUACAAUAACAUGGUGAAAGUUGAAAAGUGUGUCACAUAUAAUAAGGUUGUGGGUAUUUUUGGUUUUACUGGUGAAGAUCAUAUUGGCAAAGUUAGCUUCCCAGCUGUGCAGGCAGUUCCAUCCUUUCCCAGUUCAUUUCCACACUUGUUCUCUGGCAAAGAUGAUCUCCGUUGCUUAAUUCCUUGUGCUAUUGACCAGGAUCCAUAUUUCAGAAUGACAAGAGAUGUUGCUCCUCGGAUAGGAUAUCACAAGCCUUCAUUGAUUGAAUCAACAUUCUUCCCUGCACUGCAGGGGGAGACAGGAAAAAUGUCGGCUAGUGAUCCAAAUUCAGCUAUAUAUGUAACCGAUUCAGCUAAGGAAAUCAAGAACAAGAUAAACAAGCAUGCUUUCUCUGGCGGUCAAGAUUCUGAGGAGAAGCACAGAAAAUAUGGAGCAAAUUUAGAGGUAGAUAUACCAAUCAAAUAUUUAAGUUUUUUCCUGGAGGAUGACGAUGAGCUUGAACACAUAAAAAAGGAGUAUGCUGCGGGACGCAUGCUAACAGGAGAGGUGAAGAAGCGUCUUGCUGAGGUUUUGACUGACUUGGUUGAAAGACAUCGUUUGGCGCGGUCUGCAGUGACUGAUGAAAUGGUGGAUGCAUUCAUGGCAGUGAGACCUCUCCCCAAUAUGUUCGACUGAAAAGUGGAGAAUCAUUACAUUGAAGUGGCAGUUUUGAAUAGUACAGUGAGUUCUUUUUCUACAUUAAUUAUAGAGAAGAGAUAUAUUUAUUUCAAAUAAAAACAAUUUCAUUAUUUUUUUGGCAAAACUUAUAUUAGCUGCUGUGGUUGGCCAAUGGCUUGUUUUUCCAUGGUUCUGGAUGAUAAUAGCCAAGGCAAAGAUCACCAUUUCCUUUAGCAUGGUCUUGGAGGGAUUGAAAAAUCUCAUGAACUAACUCAUCCCAUUUGCUUUUGUGUUAAUGACCAAAAAAAGUUGUUCAAAUUCGUAAUGGAAGAUAAUUUCUAUUUUUGAAGCCAAA
Hevea brasiliensis (rubber tree) is the source of this 1732-nucleotide messenger RNA. Its product is annotated as tryptophan--tRNA ligase, cytoplasmic. Gene Ontology annotation, molecular function: tryptophan-tRNA ligase activity; ATP binding. Lineage: Eukaryota; Viridiplantae; Streptophyta; Magnoliopsida; Malpighiales; Euphorbiaceae. Gene Ontology annotation, cellular component: cytoplasm. Gene Ontology annotation, biological process: tryptophanyl-tRNA aminoacylation. The record is from RefSeq and is a predicted model, not a curated record. Bases 187 to 1395 code for a protein of 402 amino acids. The transcript has 12 exons.